CUUUGCUAGAUCUAGCUACAGUAUGUACUAUGUUCCAACGAAUGUUCGAACAAUCUAGAAAAUAUCUAAAUAUAACAAAUGAAGAUAAUAAUCAACCUAAGCUUUAUUUUCCUAUUCACUUCACUUCCCCGUCGAUCGUGUGAAUCGUAUUACGGAUCGAACCAGAGUAGAGAAUAUGAGUCUAAACAUGUGUCCUAUCUAACUCUACAAGGCCAGGGAUAUAUCGAUUUCCUUCACAACUCAUCAUAAAUGCAUGGGUCGUAUCUCUCUAACACGUUGUACUCUAAAAUUGACUUGGAAAGUAAAAAUAUGUAUCAGAAGCUCUCAUUCAUUGUAAAAGAUCGUUCAGACUGUAAGAGAGUGGUGUAAAGUUCCUAAUUCAUCUUCUCCCAACAACUCGAGUUAUUGAGACCAGUUAAUUUAUCACAUGAUAUCAUAGUUGAUAUGACCAAGUGGUUGUGUGUUUAAAUCUCCACGACUCCCAAUCACUCAAUUAUUGGGAACCUAAAAAUCUUAUUAUUAUCGAUCCAAGUUCAUCCAAUUUUUUCUUGUUAAUAUUGAUGGCCACAAACGAAGUCUAGUUCUUUCUUGUGGUCAUAAAUAAUGUUGUUCUUCCCCUCCACUUCUCCGUCCCUCCAACUCCAAUGAAAUUCCCAUAUUCUCAUCCACGAAAUAAAAAUAAAAAAAUAGUCCAAAAUCCCUGUGCAUAUAAAUUUCCAUGCAUAUGUGACCAUUGCCAUGAUAAUAACAACCUAUCUCCCCUCUACUCCUCCAAUUCCCGUCCAACAUGGCUUCCGAAAUUACCACCAUGCCCCUGCCUCAACGCCAGCUCCACUUCGUCCUAGUCCCUUUCAUGGCGCAAGGCCACUUGCUCCCCAUGACGGACAUCGCCAAACUCCUAGCCCAACACGGCGUCGUAAUCACCAUCGUCACCACCCCGGUCAACGCCGGCCGAAUCCGAGGCACCAUUUCCCGCGCCGUGGAGUCCAACGACGUCCAAAUAAACGUCGCCGAGGUCGAGCUCCCAUCGGACGGAGUCGGCCUGCCGAAGCACUGCGAAACGUUGGACCAGCUGCCUUCUCUGGACAAAGGGAUCGACCUCUUCAACUACAUGGGCCAGGCCCUCGAGAAGCCCAUGGAGAAGCUCUUCCAAGAACUCCAGCCCAGGCCCAACUGCGUGAUCUCCGACAUGUGUUUGCCCUUCACGGCCACCUUGGCCAGAAAAUUUGGUUUGCCGAGGAUUACUUUCAAUGGAUUCUCGGGUUUCACCCUGCUUUGCCUCCGCAACAUACACGAGAUGCUGGAUAAUGAGAAGGGCGUGUUGGGGUCCGACUCGGAACGGUUCGUCGUGCCCGGGUUGCCUGACCGGAUCGAGGUGACGAUGGACCAGCUGCCCAUAGCCAUGGCCAACGGGAUGGACCAGCUCGGUAGGCGGAUGCUAGAAGCGGAAGGCUAUUCGUAUGGGAUGAUCAUCAACUCGUUCGAGGAGCUCGAGCCCGAGUACUUCUCGAGGUACAAGGCUGCCAUGGGUGGCAAGGCCUGGUGCGUUGGCCCUGCCUCGUCCUGCAACAAAGAUCGGUUGGACCGGUUUGAGCGAGGUAACCCCCGGUCGGCCAUCAACGAAUCGGAAUGUUCGAAGUGGCUCGACUCUCGAGAAUCCGGUUCGGUUCUUUAUGUUUGUAUGGGUAGCCUUUGCAACAUCCGGACCCAACAACUGAUAGAGCUCGGGCUUGGCCUGGAAGCUUGGAACCGACCGUUUGUGUGGGUCGUUAGGGAGGGAGAGACAACCAAAGGUUUGUUCAUAUGGAUGGAAGAGUACAACUUCGAAAAGAGGACCAAAGGCCGAGCACUUAUAGUUCGUGGAUGGGCACCACAAGUGGCGAUCCUAUCACACCCUAUCGUCGGUGGGGUCUUGACUCACUGUGGGUGGAACUCGACUCUAGAAAGUAUUUGUGCCGGUGUGCCAAUGGUAACCUGGCCGCUUUUUGGGGAUCAGUUUCUCAACGAAAGGCUCAUCGUAGAUGUAUUGGAGAUCGGAGUGCCAGUCGGGGCAGAGGCCACAGUGAAAUGGGGAGAAGAAGAGAAUACAAGAAUGUUGAUUAAGAAAGAAGAUGUGAAGCAAGCUAUUGAGGAACUAAUGGGCGAAGGGGAUGAAAAAGAGAUGAGAAGAAAGAGAGCCAAGGAUCUGAGUGAAAAGUCUAAAUUGGUCCUUCAAGAAGGAGGGUCCUCUUAUCUUAACAUCGAGCUCUUGAUCCAAGACAUCAGGCAACAUACGUCUAAGACAUGUGAGGAAGCCAUGUUGAGUAGAAAAAAUGGUGAAAUAUUAGUUUCUUAAUUAAUUACUUUUUCCUUGUUAAAUUUAGAAGCUUUGGAAAUUUAUUUCUCCCAAAAUUCAAAGGUGCCUUUUCUGAAUUGAAAGACAUGUUUUCUAAUCGAAAAAUACUAGAUUUAGUUGAACCCAUCUCGUUACAGUUUACAAUGACUUAGAAGAAGAAAUACACAGGAAUUUAGCUAGUGAUUGAUCAGUUGUUGAAGGUAAACUUAAUUUCUUUUCGGAUGACAUUUUCGUAAUUUUUUGGACUAGGAGAGGCCAUUUAUUAGGAUUUUGAAGGCUACAAAUCACGGAUUCGGCCUGAGGUUAUUCUUCAACAAUGAUUAAGUCCGUCAAGCACCGAUUUGGGCGGAUUUAUUCCUGGUCAAUUUUUGGCAGAUUCCAAAGGCGUACUAUCACAGAUUUCGGGCGAUUUUUUCGAAAUGUCAUUUUCUUUUGAUUCUGAAGACUACAGAUCACGUAAUCAGGCCAAGACUAUUCUCCACCAAUAAUGAAGUCUAUAGAUCCUAUUCUCCAUAGAUGAUAAGUCCAUUAUGCACCAAUUUGUGCAAAUUUCUUUUUGAAUGGCAUUUUCGUAAUUCUUUGGGAGAGGAGAGGCCAUUUUAUUUGGAUUUUGAAGGCUACAGAUCACGGAUUCGGCCUGAGGCUAUUCUUCAACAAUGAUUAAGUCCAUCAAGUCCCGAGUUGGGCGGAUUUAUUCCAGGUCAAUUUUUGGUAGAUUCCAAAGGGGUACCAUCAAAGAUUUCGGGAGAUUUUUUGGAAAUGUCAUUUUCGUUUGAUUCUGAAGGCAAAAGAUCACGUAAUCAGGCCAAGACUAUUCUCCACCAAUAAUGAAGUCUAUAGAGCCUAUUCUCCAUAGAUGAUAAGUCCAUUAAGCACCGAUUUGUGCAAAUUUCUUUUCGGAUGACAUUUUCGUAAUUUUUUGGGAGAGGAGAGGCCAUUUUAUUUGGAUUUUGAAGGCUAGAGAUCACGGAUUCGGUCUGAAGCUAUUCUUCAAAAAUGAUUAAGUCCAACAAUCCCCGAUUUGGGCUGAUUUAUUCCGAGACAAUUUUUGGCAGAUUCCAAAGGGGUACCAUCACAGAUUUCGGGCGAUUUUUUCGAAAUGUCAUUUUCUUUUGAUUCUGGAGGCUACAGAUCCCGUAAUCAGGCCGAGACUAUUCUCCACCAUUAAUGAAGUCUAUAGAUCCUAUUCUCCAUGGAUGAUAAGUCCAUUAAGCACCGAUUUGGGCCAAUUUCUUUUCGGAUGACAUUUUCGUAAUUUUUUGUACGAGGAGAGGCCAUUUAUUAGGAUUUUGAAGGCUACAAAUCACGGAUUCGGCCUGAGGUUAUUCUUCAACAAUGAUUAAGUCCGUCAAGCACCGAUUUGGACGGAUUUACUCCUGGUCAAUUUUUUGCAGAUUCCAAAGGGGUACUAUCACAGAUUUCGGGCGAUUUUUUUGAAAUGUCAUUUUCUUUUGAUUCUGAAUGCUACAGAUCACGUAAUCAGGACAAGACUAUUCUCCACCAAUAAUGAAGUCUAUAGAUCCUAUUCUCCAAAGAUGAUAAGUCCUUUAAGCACCGAUUUGUGCAAAUUUCUUUUUGGAUGGCAUUUUUCGUAAUUUUUUGGGAGAGAAGAGGCCAUUUUAUUUGGAUUUUGAAGGCUACAGAUCACGGAUUCGGCCUGAGGAUAUUCUUCAACAAUGAUUAAGUCCGUCAACCCCAAUUUGGGCGGAUUUAUUUCGGGUCAAUUUUUGGCAGAUUCUAAAGGGGUACCAUCACAGAUUUCUGGCAAUUUUUUCGAAAUGUCAUUUUCUUUCGAUUCUGGAGGAUACAGAUUACAGAAUAAGGCCGAGGGUAUUCUCCACCGAUAAUGAAGUCUAUAGAUCCUAUUCUCCAUGGAUGAUAAGUCCAUUAAGCACCGAUUUGGGCCAAUUUCUUUUCGGAUGACAUUUUCGUAAUUUUUUGGACAAGGAGAGGCCAUUUUAUUAGGAUUUUGAAGGCUACAGAUCACGGAUUCGGCCUGAGGCUAUUCUUCAACAAUGAUUAAGUCCAUCAAGUCCCGAGUUGGGCGGAUUUAUUCCAGGUCAAUUUUUGGUAGAUUCCAAAGGGGUACCAUCAAAGAUUUCGGGAGAUUUUUUGGAAAUGUCAUUUUCGUUUGAUUCUGAAGGCAAAAGAUCACGUAAUCAGGCCAAGACUAUUCUCCACCAAUAAUGAAGUCUAUAGAGCCUAUUCUCCAUAGAUGAUAAGUCCAUUAAGCACCGAUUUGUGCAAAUUUCUUUUCGGAUGACAUUUUCGUAAUUUUUUGGGAGAGGAGAGGCCAUUUUAUUUGGAUUUUGAAGGCUAGAGAUCACGGAUUCGGUCUGAAGCUAUUCUUCAAAAAUGAUUAAGUCCAACAAUCCCCGAUUUGGGCGGAUUUAUUCCGAGACAAUUUUUGGCAGAUUCCAAAGGGGUACCAUCACAGAUUUCGGGCGAUUUUUUCGAAAUGUCAUUUUCUUUUGAUUCUGGAGGCUACAGAUCCCGUAAUCAGGCCGAGACUAUUCUCCACCAUUAAUGAAGUCUAUAGAUCCUAUUCUCCAUGGAUGAUAAGUCCAUUAAGCACCGAUUAGGGCCAAUUUCUUUUCGGAUGACUUUUCGUAAUUUUUUGGACGAGGAGAGGCCAUUUAUUAGGAUUUUGAAGGCUACAAAUCACAGAUACGGUCUGAGGUUAUUCUUAACAAUGAUUAAGUCCGUCAAGCACCGAUUUGUGCGGAUUUAUUCCUGGUCAAUUUUUGGCAUAUUCCAAAGGGGUACUAUCACAGAUUUCGGCCGAUUUUUUCGAAAUGUCAUUUUCUUUUGAUUCUGAAGCCUAAAGAUCACGUAAUCAGGCCAAGACUAUUCUCCACCAAUAAUGAAGUCUAUAUAUCCUAUUCUCCAUAGAUGAUAAGUCCAUUAAGCACCGACCUGUGCAAAUUUCUUUUAGGAUGACAUUUUCGUAAAUUUUUGUGAGAUAAGAGGCCAUUUUAUUUGGAUUUUGAAGGCUACAGAUCACGGAUUCGGCCUGAGGAUAUUCUUCAACCAUGAUUAAGUCCAUCAAGCACCAAUUUGGGCGGAUUUAUUCCGGGUCUAUUUUUGGCAGAUUGCAAAGGGGUGCCAUCACAGAUUUCAGACGAUUUUUUCGAAAUGUCAUUUUCUUUCGAUUCUGGAGGAUACAGAUUACAUAAUAAGGCCGAGGGUAUUCUCCACCGAUAAUGAAGUCUAUUGAUCCUAUUCUCCAUAGAUGAUAAGUUCAUUAAGCACCGAUUUGUGCCAAUUUCUUUUCGGAUGGCAUUUUCGUAAUUUUUUGGGCGAGGAGUGGCCAUUUUAUUUUGAUUUUGAAGGCUACAGAUCACAGAUUCGGCCUGAGGCUAUUCUUCAACAAUGAUUAAGUCCAUCAAGCCCUUAUUUGAGCGGAUUUAUUCCGGGUCAAUUUUUGGCGGAUUCCAAAGGGGUAUCAUCACAGAUUUCCGGAGAUUUUUUUGAAAUGUCAUUUUCUUUUGAUUCUGGAGGAUAUAGAUUACAGAAUAAGGCCGAGGGUAUUCUCCACCAAUAAUGAAGUCUAUAUAUCCUAUUCUCCAUAGAUGAUAAGUCAAUUAAGCACCGAUUUGUGCCAAUUUCUUUUCGAAUGGCAUUUUUCGUAAUUUUUUUGGACGGGGAGAGGCCAUUUUAUUAGGAUUUUGGAAGCUACAGAUCACGGAUUCGGUCUGAGUUUAUUCUUCAACAAAGAUUAAGUCCGUCAAGCACCGAUUUGGGCGUAUUUAUUCCAGGUCAAUUUUUGGUAGAUUCCAAAGAGGUACUAUCACAGAUUUCGGGCGAUUUUUUCGAAAUGUCAUUUUCGUUUGAUUUAUGAAAGCUAUAAAUCACGUAAUCAGGCCAACACUAUUCUCCACCAAUAAUGAAGUCUAUAGAUCCUAUUCUCCAUAGAUGAUAAGUCCAUUAAGCACCGAUUUGUACAAAUUUCUUUUCGGAUAACAUUUUCGUAAUUUUUUUGGAAAGGAGAGGUCAUUUUAUUUUGAUUUUGAAGGCUACAGAUCACGGAUUCGGCCUGAGGCUACUCUUCAACAAUGAUUAAGUCCAUCAAGCCCCGAUUUGGGCGGAUUUAUUCCGGGUCAAUUUUUGGCAGAUUCCAAAGGGGUACCAUCACAGAUUUCGGGCGAUUUUUUCGAAAUGUCCUUUUCUUUCGAUUCUGGAUGAUACAGAUUACAGAAUAAGGCCGAGGGUAUUCU
Linum trigynum is the source of this 6552-nucleotide messenger RNA. The record is from the annotation of a GenBank genome assembly. NCBI's taxonomy places the organism in Eukaryota, Viridiplantae, Streptophyta, Magnoliopsida, Malpighiales, Linaceae.